GAAUGUUGUGGGCUUACAACACGUGUAGAGCCUAUGCAAAAGGAAUGUGUUUGGGAGUUUACUCAGUGCACACGGCACACGGUCGUCAAUGCAAUGGCAGAGAAACAGGUAACCAGCGGAGGCCUUUUUGGGUUUUUUGAGCUCAUUGGAAAGCUAAAGCACUUAAAGAGAACAGGAUGGGUACGGAGGGAUAUUGUUGAACCAGAGAGCGUAGCUUCGCACAUGUAUAGGAUGUCGUUGAUGUCAUUUCUGUUUGUGGACACGGUAGAUCCUGCUCUUAAUAGAGAAAGGUGCAUCAGAAUGUCCCUAGUUCAUGACCUUGCCGAGUCCUUAGUUGGUGACAUCACACCUUUCGAUGGAGUGAGCAAAGAGGAGAAAUGCAGAAUGGAGAAUGAGGGAAUGCUAAAAAUAAAGACCCUAGUACCUGAUCAGGUUGGGGAGGAGAUGUACCAGCUAUGGCAGGAAUACGAAGAUGGGAAGAGCCCUGAGGCAAUCGUUGUGAAAGACCUUGACAAGUUCGAUAUGAUAUUUCAAGCGUAUGAAUAUGAAAAAGCUGAGGGGAAACCGAAAGGACUGCAAGAAUUUUUUGACAGUACAGAAGGCAAAUUUCAACACCCAGAAGUCAGGAAGUGGGUGGAACAAUUGAUAGCAACUAGAAACGAUUCUAACAGUGUUUGAUAUGUGUACGAUGUCAACCUUAUCCUUUUGAUGUGCACUAAAAUUACAAAUAAUGAAAUUCAGAAGAAG
This is a messenger RNA of Halichondria panicea, 747 nucleotides long. Its product is annotated as 5'-deoxynucleotidase HDDC2-like. Gene Ontology annotation, molecular function: 5'-deoxynucleotidase activity. Gene Ontology annotation, cellular component: cytoplasm. NCBI's taxonomy places the organism in Eukaryota, Metazoa, Porifera, Demospongiae, Suberitida, Halichondriidae. The transcript has 8 exons. The record is from RefSeq and is a predicted model, not a curated record. Bases 34 to 678 code for a protein of 214 amino acids.